UCCACCAGUGCCAACAAUAUGCAGAAGCAAGUGGAGAUCAGAAUGCAUGAGAGUCAUCUGGACCCUCCUCCACCACUUGAAGAGUCCAUGUGUGGAGGCUUUUGUGACAAAAUCAUGAAGAAUCUGUUACUUACGCUCACAAUUCUUGGUGUGAUCACUGGUUCAGUAGCUGGUAUUCUACUGCGUUAUGCAUCACCACUCCCCGCUGAUGUUAUUAUGGUCAUUGCCUUCCCGGGUGACAUACUAAUGAGGAUGUUAAAAAUGGUGAUUUUGCCUCUGAUUAUCUCAAGUUUGAUCACAGGAUUAGCAGGGUUGGAUGCCAAGUCCAGUGGCCGUCUGGGCACAAGGGCCAUGGUGUAUUACAUGUCUACCACCAUCAUCGCAGCUGUAUUGGGGGUGAUCUUGGUGCUCCUCAUCCACCCUGGUAACCCCAAACUGAAGGCAAACCUGGGCGAGGGCAAAAAGAACGAUGAAGUGUCUAGUUUAGAUGCCUUCUUUGAUCUCAUCAGAAAUCUGUUUCCAGAAAAUCUUGUUCAGGCUUGUUUUCAGCAGAUCCAGACUGUUACUAACAAGGUAGAAGUAGCUCCUCCUCCAAAUCCAACUCGGUUUGGACGAAAUGCUACCAAGGGAGCAGCAAAAUAUGUAAUCAAGAAGUCUCUUCAGUUUAAGAGUGGCAUGAAUGUUUUAGGUCUCAUUGGGUUCUUUGUGGCGUUCGGGAUUUGCAUGGGAAAGAUGGGAGAAAGGGCCAAGCUGAUGCUUGAGUUCUUCAAUGUUCUCAACGAGAUUGUUAUGAAGCUUGUCGGCAUGAUCAUGUGGUAUUCCCCCGUUGGUAUUGCAUGUCUCAUCUGUGGAAAGAUCAUUUCAAUUAAUGAUUUGGAAGUGGUGGCCAGGCAGCUGGGAAUGUACAUGGUCACUGUUAUCAUUGGACUUAUUAUUCACGGAGCCAUUUUCCUUCCCUUAAUAUAUUUUGUUAUUGUUCGGAAAAACCCAUUCACAUUCUUCAUGGGAGUUUUCCAGGCCUGGGUCACCGCUUUAGGAACAGCUUCGAGUGCUGGGACAUUACCUGUUACUUUCCGCUGUCUGGAGGAAAAUCUGGGCAUUGACAAGAGAGUGACUCGAUUUGUGUUACCUGUUGGAGCAACGAUCAACAUGGACGGUACAGCGCUUUAUGAGGCCGUAGCGGCCAUCUUUAUUGCCCAGAUGAACGGAAUAGAACUUGAUCCUGGUCAGAUUGCGACAGUCAGCCUCACAGCGACUCUCGCUAGUGUAGGAGCUGCCAGUAUUCCCAGUGCUGGUCUGGUGACGAUGCUUCUGAUCUUGACAGCUGUGGGACUACCGACUCAAGACAUCAGUUUACUGGUAGCAGUCGACUGGCUACUGGACCGUUUCCGAACAUCAGUCAAUGUCGUCGGUGACUCGUAUGGGGCUGGCAUCGUGUACCACCUCUCCAAAGAUGAGCUUGACAUGUUUGAUGCGCAGCAGAUAAGGCCAGAUGACUUUGAGAUGGCCAAGACACAAUCCUUUUUUGAGAAUAACACUAACCACGGUGUAUAUGCAUCUCACAACUCCUGUCAGCCGGUCCAAAAAGAUGACUGCAAGGUAACCUUGGCCUCAAAUGGCUCCCCUGCGGAGUUCUCACUUGUUGAGGAGGAACCAUGGAUACGCGAGUAACACAGCACACAGAUCCAGCUCCGCCUUAUCCUGAGUCCCGCAAGCUUAUCCUUUCUGGUGAAAACCAAAUGCUAAUUUUGUACAUAAAAACAGUCAGAAGUUUCCACAGAACGUUUCAUAUGCACAAGCAAUGACUUUUGUAUGACAAUCUCAGUACAUUUGAUACACAAAGUGAAGAGAACGUAGCUCGAAAGUAGCGGGUGGUUCAGUCAGGCUGCAUAUUAUUUACACUCAAGUAUUACAAUAGUUAGAAUUAUAGGCCUUGGCUUUGAGGAUCAGUCUGAAACCUGUUGCCUUAAGGCUACCGCAUAGAAGGAUCGCAGUGCUUUGUCCAACCCCAGAUUCACCCUAGAGCACUACUAGUGGCAGGAGGAGAGAAGGGCAGCUUGUUUGCUGAAGAUACCUUUGACUGGCUUGGCUUAGGUGGAUUAAUCCUUGGUGGCGGUACUCCAGAUCAGCCUCUUAUAAGAGCUUACCAGUGUACUUAGAGGUUCUGAAAUAGUGGUUUGCCUCCAAAUGCUGCCACUUAUUUUUAGAUGCUGCCCGACGUAAAUGCCACGUCAGCAAUUACAGAGCGAUCAGACAUGAAGUAUGACAUUGAGUCGAUUGACGUUAUCUGCAAGGACUGAUGGGAUUGUUACUAUCCUGCGUAGUGGACUGAAUAGUUUGCAUUCAAACGUUAAUAAGUCUCCAUGCGUGUUUAUGUUUGAGUGAAGGGACUUGCAUGUGUGUAGGUUUUGUAUGUAUCUGUGUGCUUUGUUGUCAAUUUAUUUAUGUGUUUAUUUGCUAAGUUACAAUCUUGCCUUGAAGAUAUCAACUGCAAACUGCAGACAGAAGACUUUAUGACAUUAAUAUUAAAUGCAAUCCCGUUUUCUUGGAUCUUAGACCACUAAUAGUAUUUGAUUCUCUGAGGAGCCUUCUAGGAUACUCAGAUAUUAAGUCCAGUUGAAUGGAUUCUAUAUUCACGCUGAUAAGAGAGGCCCUCAAGUUAUUUGGUGCUCAGGUUGUUAGUAUGUAACGGAAAAGAGAUGACAGAAUUGAGAUCUAUCAUUACAUCUGCACCAUUUAUUUGGUCGUCUGUAAUAGCAAUAUGAUCAGCAUUCCUCUUUUACACCAGAAUCUUAAAAUGUUCUCAUUAAAGUGCCUCCUUGCACUUUCUGUACAUAUAUAUAAAUACACAUAUGUAUGCUGUCAUAUUUUAGAUGUAUUUUCCAUGCAAAUUAAAGUGUAGUAUUAAUUUCAUGACUUUUGCCUAUUGUUUUAUAAAACAACGGCAAUUUAUGUAUUCAAUUCAGUAUUUUACUAAGUAGAUUAGAGCGUAACAGGUUGUCUUAAGUAAUUAUUGCUAUCAUAUACUGUACGGGUAACAUGGAACAGGUGGCUGUGAGACAUUGACUGAUGAGUAAAAAUGUAUGUAUAUGAAUGUAAGCAUAUUUUUCACUGUUACAAUUCACGAUGAUGUUGUGUCUCAAAUAUUGUGUAUUGUUAAACAUUUUGGUAGGAAUAGUGACACUAGGGGAAAAAGUCAAAUUAACAAUCAUUAUAAACCAGGCUUACUACAGAUUUAACAGCCAUGCAGAGAUCUUGAGUAUGUAUCUUGAGGAAAUGAUACACAACCUAGAUACAGUAUCUAUAAUGUAAAAGUGUGCACUUUUGGAAUAUCUGUUCAGGCAGGGCCUGACACAUCUGUAGAGGUACAGCGAUGUAUGUUGUUAACAAAUAUUGUAUGACCAUCCUGCUCGUUUUAUUUGUGCAGCCCUGUUUGGUUUCAAAGGCAUUGUAUUACUUGUCUACCAAACUUGAUUUUGCAUCCACUUUUUAAAUUUUUCUUUUUCCUCUAUUUUUCUAUGA
Messenger RNA from Onychostoma macrolepis, 3522 nucleotides. RefSeq names its product solute carrier family 1 member 2a (gene slc1a2a). Gene Ontology annotation, cellular component: plasma membrane. Gene Ontology annotation, molecular function: L-glutamate transmembrane transporter activity; neutral L-amino acid transmembrane transporter activity; glutamate:sodium symporter activity. Gene Ontology annotation, biological process: L-glutamate transmembrane transport. The record is from RefSeq and is a predicted model, not a curated record. Bases 19 to 1671 code for a protein of 550 amino acids. Lineage: Eukaryota; Metazoa; Chordata; Actinopteri; Cypriniformes; Cyprinidae. The transcript has 10 exons.